Messenger RNA from Trichophyton rubrum CBS 118892, 2391 nucleotides. RefSeq lists its product as uncharacterized. Gene Ontology annotation, molecular function: DNA-binding transcription factor activity, RNA polymerase II-specific; RNA polymerase II transcription regulatory region sequence-specific DNA binding. The record is from RefSeq and is a predicted model, not a curated record. The transcript is spliced from 3 exons. The coding region runs from base 1 to 2391 and encodes 796 amino acids. Gene Ontology annotation, cellular component: nucleus. Lineage: Eukaryota; Fungi; Ascomycota; Eurotiomycetes; Onygenales; Arthrodermataceae. Gene Ontology annotation, biological process: regulation of transcription by RNA polymerase II.
AUGGACAUGCGCUUGACCUCUACGCCUUCGAUACUCAUCUCCGAUUCUGCUGCAGAACAGAUUCCUGCUCGCCACCGCUACAGCAGCACCAGAAACAGUCCCAGCUCUGGUUCGUGCAUCAGCUCCAGCACCGGGGGACAGCAGGCCCAGCCCUCUUACUCAGACUCUACGCCUCCCUCACCCUCCUAUGGACCAAUGGCCAUCCCCAGGUCGCAAGAAACAAUCGCCCCGCCGCCUCUCCCACCGCCACGGUUUAUAGAAGAACUUGCCAACGGACACGACUCAGGCUGGAGAUGGGGGAAUACCUUUCAUCCAGGCGGACCAGGAGUAUCAGGCGCAGCAGCUGGACCAGCAGGUACGGAAAUGGACUCUAGAGAUACCUCUACCAGUCGAGAUACUGCUGCAGGCACCAUGCUGCCACCAAUCAAUCCUGGCUCAAGCCUCUUUGGAGGAGGCCACGCUAGACCACCAUUGCGCAGACGGGACGAAGCCUUUCGCCUGGAUGCGGAUGAACAAAGAGUUGUCGAUGCCAGGCGACCUGGAUCAGCUUCUAUGUCAGAGCAGGAGACUGCUCUAGGUCCACGAUCGGCACCUUUGAUAGGUUCAUAUGGUGAUGGGAAUGCCUUUUCCCCUACGAGCCCUCUGACACGGCCAAGCAGGUCCCUUUCCCAGACUGGAUCGCUCUCUCACACACUCGAUACCAGGAUUUUGCCUAGCACAAGACAAAAACCGCUAUCAGAGAAGAGUGUUGAGCAUUCCAUCAACGCUUACGACCGGAAUCUCUUGUCAAAAAUUGGUGGUCCAACGUCUCCGCCGAGGAACGCAGUACUAGGCCUUACCACAACACCGAGAGACCCUACCAGAGUGCAGACGAGCUUUUCUGCUCUCACACUCACGGACGAGACUCUUAGCCCACAGGAUAUGCGAUGGGGCAGCGGCCCUCCCUCGGCAGGCAUAUCCCCAGGCACCGGAGGGAGCGGAUUCUUGGAUUACAUUGCAUUCAGAAACCAACGUGAGGGGAGCAGCAGCGGCCCGUCGCCCAUGGAGGUGGACCAGUUCAGCCAGGCACGAGAAAAAUAUGCCGGGGGGAUUAGCAGCGGCCCAGUUAGAUAUGGUGAGGUUGCGCAUAGCUUGCCUUUACAUUCUGGAAGAAGGAGCCAUGACCGGUCUUUCUUUCCUGACCUAGACACCGAAAUGUCGAUGGAUGAGGCACAUUCGAGCAGCAUGCAUUCAAAAACCACUCGUCAACGAAGCCUAGGUGAACGGAUGCCAUCUUAUGCCGAAGGUAUAUCUCCUCUAUCAAACCAUGGAAUGAAGCGAAGGGCCUCUUCUCCGCCACAAGUGGCCCGAAACGAGGAUGCAGCGCUUAGCACAAGCAGUAGUGAUAGGCGUAUGUCAGGGUUUCCUUUUAACAAUGGAAUCUGCACAUCGCCAGGUGGAGCUCGAUACCAGUCUAACCAUGGCUCGAUAUCGUCCAUUUCAUCGGCAAGCAUGCGAACCGGAUCAUACGCCUCCUCAACUGGCCUUUCAGUCGGGGCUAGUAGCAUGUCUUCUUACGAUCGGCCGUCUCCAGGUGGAAUUUCGCCUACUGAUGUGGAUCACUAUGAUAGGGGAGGCUUUAUGAGCAGUCCUGCCCAAAAGCAGUCUACAUCUGCGCCAAUAUUGAGUAUGCCUCGACCAGCACAGUACCCUGAACCAUCGCCUACAUCAGCUGUCGAUAUGAAGAAGAACUCGGUUUCGGCCGGCUCAGGCCGAAAAGGAUCUCACACAUGUCCAAACUCAUCGAAAAACCCCCAGCGUGUCGGCCGGUCAUAUAUAUGUGACUGCUGUCAUACAAAGCCAAAGAAGCUAGAUAGUCUUGAGGAACUCAGAGCCCAUGAGAUGGAAAAGCAAUAUAAUUGCAACUACUGUCACAAGCGCUUCAAGAACAAAAAUGAAGCAGAGCGGCACCGCGCCUCUCUUCACAUCCGUCACCAUUCCUGGUCCUGUGGAUCCCUCGCAGGCUAUGAAUCGGCCUUUCAUCCUUCAUCUUCAUCUUCCAACGGUCAGGCUUCUGGCUCUACGACUUCAACUCAUGACACAUGUGGUUUCUGCGGCAUGGAGUUCCCCAACCUACCAGCCCCGCAGUGGGAUGUUCGAAUCGAACAUCUAACAUCUGUUCAUAAGUUUGGAGAAUGCAAUCAGUCCAAAAAGUUCUGGCGAGCCGACCAUCUUAGACAGCACUUGAAGCAUAUUCACGCUGGCUCGAGCGGAAAAUGGACCAAUAUCCUAGAGAACGCGUGUAUGAGGGAAGAGCCGAUAGCAGACCCUGGUCUACCUAGCAUAGGCGAGACUCCUGACGGCAAGAUGGAAACAGAUAUGAUGGGCCAUGACGGGGACGGCGAGUCAUGA